This is a messenger RNA of Cannabis sativa, 3183 nucleotides long. RefSeq names its product transcription factor GTE8. Gene Ontology annotation, molecular function: protein binding. NCBI's taxonomy places the organism in Eukaryota, Viridiplantae, Streptophyta, Magnoliopsida, Rosales, Cannabaceae. The coding region runs from base 366 to 2612 and encodes 748 amino acids. The transcript is spliced from 11 exons. The record is from RefSeq and is a predicted model, not a curated record.
AACCGACUUUUCGCGAUCUAACAAAGCUAGGGCUCUCUCUCUUCUCUCUUCGUUUUAGCUGCAAAUCUCAGCCCCUCAAAAUCAAAAUCAAAAUCAAAGUCAUAAUCUUUGCUUCUGAUUCUCGCGGAGCGAAGGUUCAAUUUGAUUCCUCUGAUAUCUCUUCUCACCGGUUUUUCAUCCUCAAAAAUUAGUCAAACCCUUUGUGGUUAAAAGUGUUGAAUUGACGAGUAUUGGUUGGGAUAAGCAGAUAUGGUAAUGUUGGCUUCAUGAUUGAUGCAUAUGCAGACGUUUGAAAUCUGUUGGCACCAUACAAAGUCCAUAGAGAUUGGAAAGGGGCAAACUAGUGCUUUGCUUUGAGUUCGGAUAUGACUGUAACGAAGGCAAGUAGGUACCCGGGAAGCUAUUACGGUAAUGCCAUUCAAACAGCUGGUGAGUCUGAGGGUUCUGGUAGCUCAGGAAGAAUGGACAUGGAAAUUGCUGCCUCUGAGGCUUCAAGCGCCUUGAAGAGGAAUUGCAUAAGCAUGAAUUCGGACAAGAGUGCUGGUUUCUGUAUUCCCAAGCAAGUUGUGAACUUGUCUACUUUGUCACGAUCUGAGAGAAAGAAUCUGUUGCAUAGAUUGAGAAAGAAUCUUGGACAGACUAGAGUUGUUAUGAAGAAAGCUGAGUUGUUUAAGCCUAAUGGUCUUGCAAGGUCUUCUUCGAGCGGCAUUCUUAGCUGUAGCAGCGGGCAGAAUUUGCCAACCAAUGGUAAAUCCAAGAAACCCUCAAUGCUAACUUCUGGCCAAGUUAAGAACUUGAAUGCUGGAGUUAAGAAAGCUGAAAUGAAUAGGAGUUUUUCUGGGAAGUUUGAAUCAGCUAAUCGGACUUCAACUUCAGCCCCAAGUGCUACAAUUGUGAUGUUGUUGAAACAAUGUGAGGUAUUGUUAAAACGAUUGAUGACUCAUCAGUUUGGAUGGGUAUUUAAUUCCCCUGUUGAUGUAGUGAAGUUGAAUAUUCCGGAUUAUUUUACUGUUAUCAAGCAUCCAAUGGAUUUGGGGACUGUUAAGAGCAAGUUAGCUUCAGGUUCAUACUCAAAUCCCAUGGAGUUUUAUGCUGAUGUGAGACUUACCUUCACAAACGCAAUGACCUACAAUCCUCGUGGAAAUGAUGUCCAUGCCAUGGCCGAUACCCUUAAUAAAUUUUUUGAAGUGAGGUGGAAGGCCAUUGAAAAAAAGCUGCCAAAAGCUCAUCCCAAACCAUUACCGGAAAAAUCAGGUUCUAGGGUGAACUUAGAACUAGCUGAGCCAGCACCUCCUUCAAAAAAGAGGAAAGUUAUUCCUACACAACCUGAGCUAAGGCCAGAGCCAGCAAAAAGAGUAAUGAAUGACGAGGAGAAGCAUAGGCUGGGCAAGCAAUUAGAAUCUUUGCUGGGUGGUGAAAAUGAGAUGCCUGUAAAUAUAAUUAAUUUCUUGAAGGAUAAUAGUUCAGAGAGCAAGGACUCUGGAGAGGAUGAGAUUGAGAUUGAUAUAGAUGAUCUCAGUGAUGAUACAUUGUUCACAUUGCGUAAGCUUGUUGAUGAAUAUUUGGAAGAGAAGCAGAAAGGGCAAUCACAAGCCGAACCUUGUGAAAUAGAGCUUUUGCACGGCUCAGGGUUGAGCAAUUCAUCUAUGCAACCAUGCAAAGAAAAUGACCCAAUUGAUGAGGAUGUGGAUAUUGGUGGAAAUGAGCCUCCUGUCUCGAGUUAUCCUCCCAUGGAGAUCGAAAAGGAUACAGACCAUAUGAUCAGUAAAUCUAUGAGUUCAAACAGCUCUAGUGAUUCAGAGUCCAGCUGUCGUUCUGAGAGUGACUGUGAUGGUACUAAGGCCUCAACUUUAGUUAACGACUCUAAGGUUCCAGAAAUGUUGGACUCUACAACUGAAUUAGACGAAAAGACAACUAUUAGUGAUCAUAAUGAAAGGCAUGAGACUGAUAGUGGCUUGGACCAAGUUGAACAACCUUCUGAGCGAAAACCCGGCUCUGUUGAAUCAGACAGCUGCCAAGAUGUGGAUGGUGUUCCAACUGGGAGACGGGUCUCCCCUGACAAGCAAUACAGAGCAGCUCUACUAAAGAAUCGGUUCGCUGAUACCAUUUUAAGAGCACGAGAGAAAACUCUGAAUGAUGGUGAUAAAGGAGAUCCUGAGAAAUUGCGGCGGGAGAGGGAAGAACUUGAACUGCAGCAGAGAAGAGAAAAAGCAAGGUUACGAGCUGAAGCUCAGGCUGCUGAAGAUGCUCGAAGACGAGCUGAAGUGGAAGCUGCAGCUGAGGCUAAACGAAAGAGAGAACUUGAGAGAGAGGCAGCACGGCAAGCAUUGCUACAGAUCGAAAAAACUGUUGAAAAUGAAAUUAAUGAGAAUUCUCGGUUCCUUCAAGAUUUAGAAAUGCUUAGGACUGCCCCUGUAGAGUUCUUACCUAGCUCAGCAGACGAAACCAGCCCAGAUAAUUCACAGGAUGGCUUAGGUAGCUUCAAGUUCGGGAGCAGUAAUGCAUUGGAACAACUUGGGUUGUUCAUGAAAGUGGAUGACGAGGAAGAAGAAGGCGACCUAGCUUGUGUUCCUAGUACCAUAGACUGUAUGGAAGAGGGAGAAAUUGAUUAGGUAUAUUGACUGAACUGAAACACAAGAACAUAUAUUUGGUACCGAGUCGGUUAAGUUGGUUGAGAUUGUGAGCAUCUUAUGAAGACAUGAGAAGCAAACCUUAUUAGAAGGGAGAGUGUACAUAUAGUACUUGGUUUAUUUAUUGAAUUAUUCUUGUGGAAAGCUUAGAAGUUGGGGAGUACACUAUCUUAGUGUGGAGUCUUUCUUCUGGGCUUAUGUUUUUGACCUUUAUUACCAAUUUUGGAUCUCAGUUUCAGUAGUAGAGGAGGUAAGCAAAGCCAGCAAAUGUGUUAUGGGAACUAAAAAAAAAGUACUAGAAAAAAAAAAGAGAAAGUGUUUAUAUUUUCCUUCUCUCUUUACAUUUUGUUCUUGUCUUAAUUAGUCCUUAUUAUGCAAAAGUACUAGGUAUGGUGAAAGUGAAGAAGACAAUUUUUAUCAAAUAGAAAAGAAAAAAAGAAAAGAAUUUAGAUGUGAAAGGACAGGUGUUCUUUGAUUCUCUUCAUUGGGUCAAUUUUUUGCUUGCACAUUUUUUUUAAUGGAAAAUAUGUUUGCUCUUAUGCUAUUUUGUUUU